Molecule: messenger RNA, 2324 nt
Organism: Haemonchus placei
Lineage: Eukaryota; Metazoa; Nematoda; Chromadorea; Rhabditida; Trichostrongylidae
Source: the annotation of a GenBank genome assembly
AUGGAAGUUGACUCAACUUUGGAUGAUUCCGCUUCCCAAGAAUCGAACAACUCGGCUUCUUCCAUGACAAUACAAUAUUCUGUUGAUGACUUACAAGAAAAUGGUACAAAUCUAGUGGCUAACCCAUGUGCUGAAAGUGUGAGAAGUGAAGGGAAAAUCAGGAGACUCAAUCGACGUCUGGCACUUGCGAAUCUGCAGCUCCCCAAACUAACAGCCAUGCAACAUAGUGUGAUCGAUCUUCGAACGGAGGAGGACAAGUUGGGUGACAUAUCGUGGUUGAAGAAGAAGCUUCCGUUCAUCAAAACGGAGACGCAGAAGGCUGAAGACACAUUAAUGCAUCUGCCAGCUAACGCUCCUCCAAGUAUAGCUAAGCAAAGGUGUCUUAAAAAGGCCCUCGAAAAGAAGUUAGCAGAGAGGAGAAGGGCUGGGCUGGCAAAACGCAAGGAAUUGUACCUGGAAGAUAACGAAGGCAUCGUGGAAAAUGAGGAUGACGAAGAAGAAGAAGAUGAUGAUGAUGAUGAUGGCGAAGGAAGUGACAAUGGCCACGGGAAUUCAUCGAAGGUGAAAAAAGAAGCGAAGGAAUCUGAAGAAAGCGAUGAUGACUACAGCGCUGACGACGAGGAAGAGGAACAAGGAAGUGAUGCGGAGAGUUCCCAAAAUAGUGAUUCUCUUGAUGAUGAUGAUCAAAAAAAUGUGAAGCAGUCGACGACUUGCCUGAAUCAGUUGACUUAUUCGAUGGUGCAUCUGUUAAGGAUAGUCAGAGGCUUCACGAUGAAGACCUAACUUCCUGCCAUCAUCGUUCGAGCGUUGAUGCUGAUAAAGCUGUUGCACAAUGUCCUGAGUGUCGAUCAGGGGAGCCACUACAUCCAGUUGAUAGCCUCAACUUAAUAUUGGAGGAUGAUGAAGGCACUGAAUCUACUUCUGAGAUGACUCAACCGCAGUUUCCCAAUUCUCUCUCUCAGUGGUUUGGCGAGAAGACCACAGGCGAAAGUUCCGAUGAGGCUCAGCCCAACGUAGAGGCCCCAGAAUAUGUGAACGUUGGGACGUUCAGCGACCUGGAUCCCUUCAAGGAUUCUAGUGAGGACGACAUUUUAAUGCUUUGCUCUGGUCGAUUCGAGACGCAAAACCUGGUUACAUCAGAAAAAUUUCCUAUGAAUGAUGCUGCUGGUGAAUUACAAGAAGAGCCAGUCGGAGUUGCGCCUAUCCGUAAAAAGAAACGAGUACUGAUAGAUUCUGACGAUGAUGACGAUGACGACUCGGGAAUUCCAGUAGAGGCGUCGUUCGAAAAAAUGGACGAAGCGAAGUCGGCAUCAAAUAUAGGAGAAGAGGAAAAAGAAGAACCGGAACCAGCAGUGCUUCGGCGUACAAUUGAGUUUUCUGAUAGCGAAGAUGGUGUGCAGUCGAAGCCUGAUGUAGACCGUAUUGAAAAGAGUGAUGAAGAGAAGGAGGAAGAUGACGAAGAGGACGACGAUAAUGACGAGGAUGUUGAUGAUGGACUCGAGAACGAUGAAGGCGAUAUGGAAUUAAAGGGAAGUGACUAUAUAGAGAAAGAAGCUGAUUCGGAUGACGAGCUGGCUGUUGUUAGGAGGUUAGAGAGGAGCGAAUUCGAAAGAAAAGCCAACCGUGAGAAGUGGUUCGAUGACGAGGCUUCCCUUUCUGGUGAUGAUGUUGGAAGUGACCUAGAUGAGGAUGGGGACAUCGCAGACGAAUAUGAGGCAGAAGAAGGAGACAAUGAUGAUGUCCCUGAUUCUGAUGUAAUAAGAAGGCAAAACCACAAACUUUUACUAAAGCAAGAAAAGGAUCGUGAACAUAAGGAACUGGUAAAGCUGCAAGACAGGUUGCUCGCCGAUGGUGAUUUGGGUGGAUCUGAAACCAAUAGGACUUUCCGAUUGAAGCUACGAGAAGACGUAACUACCGUGGAAGGUAUGGAAGACGAUGGUGAAGCGCUAGAGGAAGAACAGGAUGACGGGGCUUCCCAAGCUCAUGCUCGAAGAGUUGAGGCUAUCAAAUGGCUUAUGGAACACGGAGAAUUGGGCAAAGAAUCGGACGAUAAGGAAGAGGAAGAUAUAUUCGAUAUUGCUGCACGUUCGGUACAUAUAUCCACUGAAGUUUCGGAGACUAUCGUCUCUAAGGUGCCUCGGUCUCUAAUUGGACAGCCUGGCCUUGCAAAUGCAAUUAAAGAAGUUGCAGGUGUUUCGAGUGCAAAACAACUCUACGUUAGUAACUCAUCUACAGACCGAAAAAGACCGUCUACCCCUCCCAUGCUGUCGGUCAAGAAAAGCAAGACGAUGGUCAGCGUCAUAAGCGUUUUAGAACAUUCUUAA